Messenger RNA from Suillus bovinus, 3922 nucleotides. RefSeq lists its product as uncharacterized. The coding region runs from base 51 to 3785 and encodes 1244 amino acids. The record is from RefSeq and is a predicted model, not a curated record. Gene Ontology annotation, molecular function: protein binding. Lineage: Eukaryota; Fungi; Basidiomycota; Agaricomycetes; Boletales; Suillaceae. The transcript has 8 exons.
AGCAAGUACACCCUGACGAUUAACCAUUCUCACCGUCAACCUCGAACUGAAUGGUAAAUGAAGCUCAACCCACCAUCCAAACGAUCACGCCAGUUCGAGUGGCUGCAACUCAUGAACACACCAUAUAUGCAAUUGCAGUCUUUCCUGAAGGACGACAUGUGGUGACGGCCUUGGGAGAUAAUACACUUCGCCUGUGGGACUUGAAAGACGAUGGUGCGGUGAAGAAAAUGGAAGGCCAUCGCGGUUGGGUGUGGGCAGUUGCGGUAUCACGAGACGAGAGAUUCAUAGCAAGCGGUGAUCACAACGGAGAGUUGAUCAUUUGGAACGUCGACACCGGUGAAUCGCUCACCUCAAUCGAAGCCCACUCUGCAGCAAUUCACUCGGUGGACUUUUCUCAAGAUGGAGAAGUACUGGCAACUGGUUCAAAGGACAAAGCUACGAAGUUGUGGAACGUGAAAUCAUGGAAGCAGCAAGGCAAUCCAAUUGCUUGUGGUGAUUAUGUCCACUGCAUUCGGUAUUCGCCGUUCGGAGAACAUCUUGCCAUCGCGACAUCUGGGGAUAUCCAAAUAUGGAAUCCAAACAGCAGGCACCAAAUCAAAACCUUAAAGGCUCACGCUGCGUUCAAUUCAGCAUGGAAUUACUCCCUUUCAUGGGCGUCUGAUGGCAGACGGCUAUUCACAGCGGGUUCCUAUCUGGAUCCCACCAUACGGGAGUGGGAUACAUCAACGUGGGAACAGGUCGGUCAUCCCUGCACUGGCAGGGGCAAUAGCGGUACUAAGGGCAUCAAUACCCUUACUGUGAACCCUGCUGGCACCCUUGUCGCUUCCACAUCUUACGAUCAUCAUGUCCGCCUCUGGCGGCUGUCGGAUCGACGAAUUAUCGCCUCGUUCAAGCACUCUCAUACAGUGUGCUGUGUCGUAUUCUCCACCGAUGGCAAGUACAUCCUCAGCGGUGGUCUUGAUAAAAAGGUCUCUCAGUGGGCAGUGCCCUCUCUUAAUUUCAAGGCAUGUUUUGAUCGUUCAGACUUGACAAUGCAAAAACCAUUUUCCCUGCAGAUCCUUGAGAUGGACUCAAAAUCCCGCGAUGCAUGCAUAGCCGGAGACUUGAAUACUGCUGAAGCACUGCUGACACAACAAAUUGACGCUGACAAUGGCGACCACAACGCGUAUGCCAAUCGCUCAUUUGUUAGGGCACGAAAAGCGGAAUGGAGCCUCGCACUUGAUGAUGCACUCAAGUCCAUUGAGAUGCCCUCCUUGACAGGAUAUCUCUCCAGCGGUAUCGCACUUUGCGGAAAUCAGCAGAUUUCGGAUGCAAUGAAAAAUUUCAAUUUGGCGACCAUGUUCACGGACGGACAUUCAAAGACCAUUCUUCUCUUGGUAAAGGCCAUUGCAUUAUUCAACGCAAAACAGCAUUGCGAAGCAAUCCCACGCAUUCAACAACCUCCGGAUGCUUCUCCUACUGCUGACAGUCUUGCUUGCAGUAUCGCAGAAGUUUAUCUAGAUAGCUUGGAUGGCGCGCAUCGCAACGGAGCUGCGGGAGACUUCACUGCCACUUUCAACACCAUCGCUGGCUCAUCUGAAUCCACCAUAUGUUCUGAAUAUGAGGACUUUACUGUGCUAUUCGGAUGCGACCUCAAGUUAGUGUGGCAGAUUUCUAACCAGAGACGGUGUGAUGCACUCGUGCAGGCAGGUGAAACUAGAGAGGCCCUCGAAUUAUAUCGAUACAUGAUGAAUAUGAGUGAUGAAGCUACGAAGGCUAAGUGCCUCGAUUGGUCCACUACAUUCGAACAAGCGUGCAGGAAUCAUUAUAUUGCCAAAGGAUUUGAUAAUAUCAUUGCAAGUGCAGAUGCCGCGUUCAACGCGAGCAAUUACGACGAGGCUAUCGAGCUAUACUCGGCGGCAAUCAACUUGAAUUUAGCCAGUGACGCCAUCUUCACAAACCGCAGUAAGGCAAAGUCGGGACAAAGGCUAUGGGAGGAUGCAUUUCUCGAUGCACAAGAGGUUAUUAAACUCGACCCUUCCGAUUAUCUCGGAUAUCAAUUGAAGCACGCAGUGCUUAAUGCCGCACAACAUUACGAUGAAGCUAUUGAUGCUUUCCAAGUAAUGCUCUCCAAGUUGGACAGUUCUCCCGACACACAACAACAAGAGUUGCGCCAGCAGUAUGUCUCUCAAUCAGACGUAGAAAAAGAUAUUGAAAAAGUCAUUCGGACUCGCAUGGACCACACCCCGAUUCGUGUACUUGACACUUCCACUGGUCGCUUAUGCGAUCGAAAGGCACAGAUGGAGGCCUUCAAGAGGAGCACAGAGUACAAAGAACUUCUAUCAUCAAUAACGAGGCGCGCAGACCUCCGAAUGGAGCGCAUCCGAAAGGUGGUGGCGAAUUUCUUUGGUUAUGUCAUGCUAUCACAUAGGUGGGAAGGGAAGGAACCGCUGCUAUGCGACAUCCAGGGCAAGAGCGUGUACGAGUUGCACCCAGUCGACACCGUCAGGAAGUUGCAGCGGUUCUGCGAGAUUGCUCGUGAUGCUGGCUACCGCUGGGCGUGGAGCGAUACAUGCUGCAUAAACAAGGCAGAUACCGUGGAACUCCCAGAAUCCAUCACCUCCAUGUUUCGCUGGUACCAAUACUCAGCCCUCACAAUUGUCUACUUGUCUGACAUCUUGCCUCUGUCGGCAUCUGGCGCACUCGCCAGCAGCAUUUGGAUCACCCGAGGUUGGACACUCCAAGAAUUUCUCGCCCCCAACAUCAUUCUCUUCUACAGAAAUAACUGGACCCCGUAUCUUGAUCAUCACUCUAACAACCACAAGGAGUUUAUCAUGCAAGAGUUGAAGGAUGUUACAGGCAUAGAUUCGCGGUUUCACGUCGCCUUCCGUCCUGGGAUGAGAGAUCCUCGCGAGAAACUCGUAUGGGCAUCAAAGCGCGACACCGAGAAGCCAGAAGAUGUUGCAUACUCAUUAUUUGGUAUCUUCGGCGUCCACCUACCCGUAAUAUAUGGAGAGAACAAACAGAAGGCGCUCGGGCGACUCUUGGGGGAGAUUGUUGCUCAGUCGCGUGACAUCAGCGUCCUGGACUGGGUUGGAAAAUCAUCCGAAUUCAAUAGCUGCCUGCCUGCCGAUAUCAAAUCGUACGGAUCGACAUCCUUAUCACCAUGCUCCUCCGAAGAUCAGAUUCAGGAAUCUAUCUCUUCGCUGCGAGUUGCUGUGGAUGAGCGGGUGGCUUUAGAUUUGUAUGACAAGCUUAGCGGCAUAAACCCCCCUAAUUUUUCAACCCGGCGGUUACAUCUGCCUUGUAUGGUGUUCCGUGUCACCCAAGUCAAGCGAAGACGCGAUCAAGAUGAAGAGAUACUGUUCAGGCAUGAGGUGAAGGCAAAGGGGCUUCAAGAUUUGCUCAUCGCCACGGACACAAAACUACCCCAGUUCUCGCGAAGAAGACCCACCGCACAGAAAUUCUUGCUCGUCCGUCCCUGGGACCGUCGUCUCCUCGAACUACCUGACUUUUCGGACGAUACGGAGAGCGUGGACGAUUUAUCUCCUCCCCCAUCCCCAUCAGAUUCACAUUGUUGCUUGCCUGAUCCUGGAGAGCACGAGUCUCCAGGUUUGGAAUCAAGGGAGCGAGCGUUACGAUUAAUUGCUCACCUCAAGCAACCAUUCAGGGCAUUCUUGCUAGGGCAGAAAUGUGGCGAAGAAUACACGAGAAUGAUAUCAGAACAUGAUAUCAUUGCACAAGUCGCAGAAACGACUUCUAUUCGCGACAUCAUGGAAUGCGUCACGACAGUAGAGGUGGUUUAGCUUUGAAGAAAAAAGUGAAUUCUCAGACGUCCUCUUCCUUGAACAUUUCGGACAUUUCACAUUACUUAUAUUUGUACAUCCAUAUACUAGCAUUCUAAUCUAUGGGAAGCACAUCUCGUUCUGAAAGGUUAUGAAUG